CGUGGUCGCGAUGUCGCAGUCGCGGGCAGCCAUGACGCGCCGAUGUUUUCCCGCCAUUUUCGUUAUUGUCGCGCUUUUGGGCGGCGAGACCCGCGGGCAGCAAGUGCUGCCCAUUUUCGAGCCGGGCGUCGGUGGUGAUUUGAACUUCUUCGGAGAGGCGUACAGUUUGCUGUUUCCUGUUGUCAGCCCGCCGCCGGAAGUUCUGGUGCCAGCGGCCAGUCAUCACGGACAAUGGGCUGAAGGAUACAUUCCUCCUGUACCGGUGGUCCAACAGAACCACAUAGACGUAGGACAGCAAAUGCAGAAAGACUAUUAUAACAAGCUCGACAAAGCAGCACGAAGGGGUUACAACAAAGGGCAGUAUAUAGACGAAGUGCUGGACAAAGGCAAUGAAGACCGCAAGGACGAAGCUGGGUACGAAGUUGAUUCAGGUACCAAGGAUAAGUACCUGGAUGAGGCUUUGCAUUACAAGAAGCAGCUGGAGGGCAGAAAAGGAGUUAAGACUGCCAAGUUUGGAGAGAAGAAAGGACACAGGAGGGGACACAAGACCAAAGGAUAUCACAAUAAGUUCCAUAAGGAUGAAUAUCAUAAAGAGCAUAGAUUCUAUGAUGACGUGAAGAAAAGUGGUCAUCACAGUAAGUUCGGCAAUUUCCGAAGCAAAUACGGCAAGAAGGAAGGUGGUCGCAGACAAGGGGGAAGACACAAGUCUGGUUACCAUGGCGACGCGUAUGGCAAGAAAGGUUUCUCGGACAAAGGACAUCUGGACGAAGAGCACAAAGGGUACCAAAGGCACGGUGGAAGGGAAGAAUACUACAAAAAACACAAGGACUUUGGAAAGCAGAACACCAAAGUCGGAGGUGCUAUACAUGCACACCAAGCUGGUGGGCAAAUAUGAUAGGUGGACUGUGUGUGAACUUGUGUGGUUCAUCAGAAGGACAAUGCAGUUGUCAAACGUGUUGUCAAAAGUAUACGGAUUACGAACAACGGAAUCACUGCGCGGUCAAAGAAAAAUUGUUCUUGGGUAAAAAGUAGCUAGGUAGCUGAGGCAGUCGUGAGUAGGUAUUUUUGGCAGCAAUAAGAAUUACGGUUUCACCGAAGUUGAAUGCUCGACAAGCGACAAUGCUUUUUGAAGUCUGUUAUUAACUGUAGCAAAAGAAUUAUUGUACCUUGGAAAAUAUUGUUACCGGACAUCAAAAGGAAAGUGUCUUUUGUCUGAUGCUGUGUAGCAAAAUGCAUGUUGUCGCAACAGACAAGAUACGGUUGACAUAUACAUAACUGGUUUCAGUCGAAAACUGUAGUAUGGUACAGAUUCUAUACACCACGUUUGAGAAAAACAAAGUUUAUUUUCGUGAUAUUUCUAUUACGAUUUUAAUACUUCCAGAACAACAUCACUCUACGUAUCAGUAGAGUUUCAUUUAGAGUUUAUAACUAUAGCCUCUCAAAAGUUCAUAAAAAACGUGCGAAAAUAGUAUUACGCUAUUAUAUCAAAGUUGUAAUUAUCUCUGUCGAUCUGUCUGUCUGUCCGCUAAUCCUUGACCCGGCUAUAACUUGGAAAGUAUCGCUCGGAAUUGGAUGAAAUUUUCACACAAGGUUACUACUAGGCUCCUGAUCACUUUCGACAAAUUUUUUGUAGGGGUUUACAAUUGGUUGUUAGGGGUUGCACGGUUGCAGAGAGGUGGGGAGGGUGUAUCUCAUUUUUUUACGUUGGUAUAUCUAUGCGGGUUGGACCCCAGUAGUUUUACCCACCUAUAUUUUACUAAUAGAUGUGUGUCGAUACGCGGGAUUAGUCAUAGCGACGAUCAUGUGAGCCCUCAAGGAUUUCUCUCAGUGGGUAUGAAAUCAUUAUAUUUUUUGUUAUACAUAAUAUUUUAAGAACUGAUUAGAACGUUGCUUGGGAAGUACAGAGUCAAAUUACUUGACUCCAUUUAUGAAUAACGCUACGACGACGGCGGCGCUAUAAAAUUAAAAGUUUUUUAAUAAAGAAAAAAUAAUAUAUGACACCCCGAAGUAAUGCGUAAUAUAUCCGUCGAACGUCGUUUGUUUGAAAUAACAAAUGCUUGUUGGACCUUAGCAAGACAAACAAAUUAGAUGAUUAAAUUUGAAAACUUAGUUGACGUAACUUUUGUAACUUUAUAUUUACAUUUUAACAAAGUCUCAAAGCUUAUCGACACACGUGUAUUUAUUUCUUUCGAAAGUUCAUAUGACGAGUAUAAUAAUCAACAAAAUACGUCUACUCUGCCCCGCUCUUGCGCAAUUUAAACUGAAUUUUACCUUAUUGACGCUCGACACAAAUUACGUGUGAAUGUGAAUAGAUAAUCCGCCUUCCCAUAACUAAUUUUUAUUGUAAUCGAUUCCAUUACCUCCCAUUCUGUAAGCUAAUUUCAUUUCUUAUACAGUGCAUUUAGGUUAAUGAUAUUAUUACUGGGUGACCGAUUACUUUUAAAAAGUAUUACGAGACGCCGCAAUAACUCUUUUGACUAGAUGUUCUUCAUGACCGAUCCCACUAAUAAUCCUGACAGCGGCAGUUUUUAUACAAUGUCUAUCAAAACUGUGCCUGUCUCAGCGAUACUGAAAGUGAAAGUAAUAAUGCUGAAGCCGUGAAUAAUUUUUUAAGAUUGAUUCUCGUUCUUUUGUGAUAUGCCAUAUUUAUGUGUGAACACUUAUUAUUAUAUUUAUAGUUGUACGUUUUUUAUGGUAUAAUAAACGUCUGUUUUGUU
This is a messenger RNA of Acanthoscelides obtectus, 2717 nucleotides long. NCBI's taxonomy places the organism in Eukaryota, Metazoa, Arthropoda, Insecta, Coleoptera, Chrysomelidae. The record is from the annotation of a GenBank genome assembly.